Messenger RNA from Tachysurus fulvidraco (yellow catfish), 1807 nucleotides. Its product is annotated as serine/threonine-protein kinase pim-1-like. Bases 228 to 1406 code for a protein of 392 amino acids. Gene Ontology annotation, cellular component: cytoplasm. The record is from RefSeq and is a predicted model, not a curated record. The transcript has 7 exons. Gene Ontology annotation, molecular function: protein serine/threonine kinase activity; ATP binding. Lineage: Eukaryota; Metazoa; Chordata; Actinopteri; Siluriformes; Bagridae. Gene Ontology annotation, biological process: regulation of mitotic cell cycle; protein autophosphorylation; negative regulation of apoptotic process.
UUCUAUUCUGGAAUUCUCGCGGUACAACCAGUUAAUACUGGAAACGUCUCACAUGCAGAAAAGGACUUUUGUGCGGUUAGUAGCGAAUACAAAACGAUAUAAAAAGUAUAUUUCUUUGAAAAAAGAAUACCUGAGUGAUUUACCGUCGUAAGAAAUCAGUGGAAAGUGAAUCAGAGCGUAAAGCGCCACCUUUCGGAGUGUUACAGAGUGAAAACAACGCCGUUACCAUGGUUUUUAGAUCAUGUACUCCCACAGCUUUAAACAUCACUCAAUGCAGUGAAGUGAAACUGGUCCAAUCUUCAAAGAUGGCAUUAAACACAUGUCAUGACAUGAAAAAACAAAGAUGUGUCAAGAGGACCACACGGACAAGGGCAAAGCGGUUACAGGCUGAAAACACCACAGCUCAGAUUCAGGGGUGUAAGAGAGACCAGCCCAGUAACCUGACAGAUAUAGACGAGCCUCAGGUGAAGAGACAGAGAAUCCAGAUCAGGCCAAAGAAAUCUAGACCCUCCAAAUUGUCUAGCCAACCUGCUAAACAUAUUCAUAACGAACAUUGGUUGAAUGUGUAUGAGGAAGGACAAAUGCUGGGAUCAGGAGGAUUUGGCCGUGUGUUUGCUGGGAUACGCAAAGAAGACGGAUUGCCAGUUGCAAUCAAAUACGUCUCCAAACAGAUGGCAUAUGAAAAACUGCACCUUGCAGGAUAUGGCUGGCUGCCCAGUGAGAUAGCUUUGAUGAUCCUUGCAAACACAGAACCUUCCUGUUCCAACAUACUGAAGAUGCUGGACUGGUAUGAAGAGCCAAAACGCUAUAUCAUAGUCCUGGAACGUCCCGAACCAUGUGAGGACCUGAGUGGAUUCUGCCUGAAGCAAGGUGAUUGCAUGACUGAGGUUGAGGCUCGAAAACUGAUGUUUCAGCUGAUGGAAGCUCUGAAGCAUUGUAAGAGCCGUGGUAUACUACACCGUGAUGUCAAGCCAGAAAACAUCCUGAUUCAGACAGACAUGUUACAAGUUAAGCUAUUUGACUUCGGAUGCGCAGACAUCAUCAGAGACUCCUACAAUGACUUUGCAGGCACACUUCAAUAUGCCCCUCCUGAGUGGUAUCUACAGGAGCAGUAUCUGGCAGACCCAACUACCGUCUGGUCUGUGGGCGUGACGCUGUACAGACUGGUCUGUGGCUGCCUGCCUUUCCAGACCACUAAGGAUAUAAUUAAUGGAAAUCUGUACUUCCCCGAAAGUCUAUCUCAAGAGUGCAUCCAUCUGAUCGGUUGGUGUUUGAAGGCUAAAGCAGAAGACAGGCCCAGCCUUGAGCAGAUAGAGCUUCACAACUGGUUUCACUCAACAGGUGUUUCGAGUGCAAAACUACCGUGCAGGAGGCUGAGAUACAAAUACGUGUGCAGAUACAUCUGAACUUUUGUCCUUAUCCAUUCAAAAGAUUUGAAUUGUUAUUCAGAAAAACAAUCAGCUACAACAGUGUGCAUUACAGUGGUUUUAUUAUGGGUAGGGGUGUUGUUAAUUCACUGUAUCACAUGCCAUUGUGUGUAGGAAGGAGAGGGUAAAAUGAGAGAAUUAAUAUUGCUACUUUAAGAAAUGCAUUUUUUUUUCUUUGUACCAAACCAUCAUUAUCUCAUAUUCAUUACUUAAUUUGCUGUGUUAUGAUAUGCGUGGAAGACUGUGUUUUGUUAUGGGAAUUAGGAUGUACAGAAAUAUUGAUUAGUUUAUUUGUAAAGAACAAAUGUGAAAAAAAAUGUAUAUAUAUUUUUGCCACACAACAACAAAUGUAAAUAAAUUCACUUAAUUCUGAUAUUUAA